AUGAUAGAGAUCUUGUGCUUAAUCAAACAUAAUGGAGAUGCAACACAAAGUCAGAAAAUACCAAUCUAUGAAAGAGCACCAUGGUAUGAGACUGUUGGAUUUCAAGAACAAGAAGAUAAACUUACCCAACCAAGAGUCAUAUCCUCCCACCUACCCCACCAAUUGUUUGCAAAAUCUUUUUUCAAAUCCAAAGCGAAAAUUAUUUAUACAAUGCGGAAUCCUAAGGACAUAAUUGUUUCUUUGUACCACUUCACCAAGAUUCUUUUCAUUUUCAAGGAAUCUGAUAAUUUUCAACAACUAAUAGAGGACUUUGUGAAAGGGAAUGCUCUGUAUGGCUCUUGGUUUGACCAUGUCAAAGGUUGGAUGCAAAUGAAGGACGACAGCAGAUUCUUCUAUAUUACAUAUGAGGAGCUUUUAAUGGACCCUCGUGGAAGUGUGGUCAGACUCUGUAAGUUCCUAGGAAAGGAGUUGGACGAUGCUCAGAUUGACUCCAUUGUAAAGCAUUCAACUUUCAGCAGCAUGAAGGAAAACAAGAUGUCUAACUGGACUCAAAUGGCAUCUGACUUUUUAGAUCACACAAAGGGCUCCUUUUUACGUAAAGGAAUUGCUGGAGACUGGAAGAACCAUUUCACAGUGGCCCAGAGUGAAUAUUUCGAUAAAAUUUUUCAGGAGAAAGUGAAAGACCUCAACAUGUCUUUUCCCUGGGAACAACUAUGA
Messenger RNA from Staurois parvus, 717 nucleotides. The record is from the annotation of a GenBank genome assembly. Lineage: Eukaryota; Metazoa; Chordata; Amphibia; Anura; Ranidae.